UUUGGAGUGCUUGGUAUAAAUACCAAACCCUAUCAGAAAUCCACUCUCUAGAGGUGAGAUUUUGACAUCUUUAAUUUGUUUUCCUCCUCAUUCUGAAGACGAACUAACCUUGACGAAGACGAACUGACCUCGACUUCUGACUUCGAACUGACCUCAAUCUUUCGUUAUUCUCUACUAGCCAGGGCAAGAGCAAUAUGAUUGGUUCAUAGUUUUCAAUUUCUAUGUCCCUGGCAAGAGCAAUACAAACCGGGCAUCUUCUCAACUAAUUAUGCAACCAUACACGAGAGACCCUCUAUACACUAUUUACGAAAGCGUGAGAGAUCUCAGGGAACCUUGUGAAACAUGUUCUGCAAUUUUUCUUUCACCCAUCAAUUUAAGGAGACAUGAUAUAGUGAAACAUGCACAGCGUAGGAAGCCAAUUGAUUCUACUAACCCUAAGGAAAAACUACAAGCAUUUUGGAAUACGCUCUCGGUUGAACAACAAAAAGAAGUUCUUUUUGUCAAAGGUGAUGCUAUUCUAGCUCAAGUCAAAGUUCCAGAUUCUUCAGUAAAGAAGGAUUUGGAAGUACUGAAGGAUUUGGAAGAAUUUGCUCAGACAUAUGCACAUUUAAUCAAGUGUACCUCACAACUCAAAACUCGUCUUGCUAGCAAGUUUCAACAUGAAGACCCUUAUCUUACUCGCGAGAGUAAUUAUUUCACAGCUGCUUCUGCCCUCUUGGAAAUUGUCGAAGCUAAAUCUUCUAGGUUUCCCAUAACUGUUGAAGAUUUGUUUUCUAUUUUAGAUAAAGCAAGUGAAGGAACAUUUCUGUUGGGUGAAUUUUCAUCAGUGAAGCAGUCUAUGUUUGAGAAGAACAAAGAUGAUAAUCAUGAUAUUGGCCUUAUUGACGUAGUUGCUUAUACCAGCUUUAUAUUGGAAAGGCAAUUGUUAGAAGAGGAGCGUAAUCAUUUCAAGUUGCUGGAAGAAAAAGCUAAGGCAAGUUAUGAGGAGCUGAUUAACGAAGAAGCUGCAGAGAGAAGUCAAAAAGCAAAGAAAAAGAAAAAGAAACAGCCAAAAGGUCAAAGAGAUUGCACAUGCAAACAUUGACAUCAACUCGUGGAACACCAAUGCCAAUUGAACUGUCAUGUUCUCCGACUUUGCAGAAUGUUUCGUCCUGAUGGCAAAACCAGAAUCUUCAUAGCCUGAAACAAGCCAUGGUGUUGAUGGCUUGAUGCAACUAGCUUGCAGGAUUUGUCUUUUCAAGGAUACUAUAUAUCUAGCUAGCUUGCAUGUCAAUAAUAGAUGGUGAAAAGUUAUUUUUCCAUCUUUCUGGGUGAUCUUUUUUUUAUGGUUGGUUUUCUAAUUGGAAUUAAUGGGAAAG
Rosa rugosa (rugosa rose) is the source of this 1358-nucleotide messenger RNA. RefSeq lists its product as uncharacterized. The transcript has 8 exons. Bases 269 to 1084 code for a protein of 271 amino acids. The record is from RefSeq and is a predicted model, not a curated record. NCBI's taxonomy places the organism in Eukaryota, Viridiplantae, Streptophyta, Magnoliopsida, Rosales, Rosaceae.